UGGCGGCGGGGUCGGGCACAGAGCGAAUGCGUUCCCUUGUGCCUGCCGGGUUUCGCUGCUCGAAAGCUGUGUCCCGAAAGCCGUGGUCGGUACGGCUGUUCCCGUUCCGGGUUUGCCGGAAAACGGCGUUGUGGGAAAGCACUCCUUACACUUUCAUUGCUUCCUGCCUCGGUGUCAUCUGUUGCUCGUCUGUUCUGUGUAUUCGCGGGUAUUUCGUAGGAGCAACUGGUCAUGGUGGAACUAUCAGGAAUUAUUGAUUCAGACUUCUUAGAAAAAUGUGAAAACAAAUGCAAGAUUUUGGGAAUAGAGACAGAGAGGCCCAUUUUACAAGUGGACAGAUACGUAUUUACUGGAGAAUAUGAAGAUACUCUGGGAACCUGUGUGGUUUUUGAAGAAAACACAGAGCAUGAUGCAGAAGGCAACCAAAAAGUGCGGCUGAAAUACAAGUGCCACACUAUGAAGAAGCUGAAUAUGGUACGAACUCUUUUGACAGAAAAGAAGGAAGGAGAAGAGAAUGUUGGUGGAGUGGAAUGGUUACAAAUCAAGGAUAGAGAUUUUUCUCACAGCAGGCCAAAUAUGAUUUGCAGCUUUCUGCGUGAAAAAGAAGAGUCUGAGGAGUCAGCUCAGGCCCAAGACAAAUUGACUGAAGAGUCAGAGGGAGAGGUGAGUGGUGGAGGAAACUCUGACAUGAAUUGUGAUCUGGAGAAGCAGCACAGCUUGGAAAUAGAUGCCUCUAUUCCUCUGCCUGACAGCCCUGCUUCUGGGGCAGAGGAUUCCCCUUCUGGAAGCAUUGCCUUAGAUGAUGCCCCUCCGUGAUAGCAGCUCUAAUUUUUUCAGGAUUGUUCAUGGGGUUAAUGGUCCAACUUUGAAAUCCUAACUUGUAUAGGCUGUGACAUGGUUUCCAAUUAAUCUGAGGAACUAAUAGUGGAAAAAUAAACAUUGUUUUCUUGCAAAUUGCUUUUAUGUUGGAUUAGGUGGGAAGGGCUUAAAUGUUUUUUUUAAAUGCUGAAUGGAAACAUGUGUGUCUCUGCCUCAAAAUUGAAGAAGAAAUGAUUGUUAUUUAAAAAACACCAAAAAAUAUUGAGGUACAGUCUGGGACGUUUUAUAAAAAGGAAAAAAAAUUGUUUAAAAUAAAGCCUUGAAUUUUUCACGUAUA
Molecule: messenger RNA, 1156 nt
Organism: Calypte anna (Anna's hummingbird)
Lineage: Eukaryota; Metazoa; Chordata; Aves; Apodiformes; Trochilidae
Gene: GTF3C6
Product: general transcription factor IIIC subunit 6
Exons: 6
Coding region: 232-816 (194 amino acids)
Biological process (GO): transcription by RNA polymerase III
Cellular component (GO): transcription factor TFIIIC complex
Source: RefSeq, a predicted model, not a curated record